This is a messenger RNA of Physcomitrium patens, 1611 nucleotides long. Its product is annotated as ribosome-binding factor PSRP1, chloroplastic. Gene Ontology annotation, biological process: primary metabolic process; negative regulation of translational elongation. Gene Ontology annotation, molecular function: ribosomal small subunit binding. The record is from RefSeq and is a predicted model, not a curated record. Gene Ontology annotation, cellular component: cytosolic small ribosomal subunit. NCBI's taxonomy places the organism in Eukaryota, Viridiplantae, Streptophyta, Bryopsida, Funariales, Funariaceae.
UGCCUCUGGAUGUCUCCUUCUUCUGCUGCUUUGUGAUCCCAUGUACUAAUGUCGCAGCCUGCUUCCCUGGCUUCAUGUUUCCGCGACACUGCUUCUCUUGAGACCUCUUUUAAACCUCACUGCACUCCUUUUUGCUGCGUACUCGAGAAAGGAAGAUUUGUGUGAUAUUUAGAUUCGAGGAAGCUGUGUUGAAAGCGUUCUGGGUUUUAGUGAGUUACUUGAAUCCGAGAAUCGAGCUGCCCUUCAGCAGGGAAGAUAAUUAAAUAAGGCGGCUCUCGGCGGAGACGCAUUCUGCUGAAGAAUCGAAAACUGAUCGACAGAGUUGGAGAGGAGUAGGACACAAUGGCGGCGAUUUUAGCGACGGGGCAGGCAGCGAGCGUGGCCUGCUGCAGCAGCGCUAGGUUACCGCAGAGCAACGCAGCUGGAAGGGCGGGUCUGAGCUCUUCAUUCUUGAGGCUGGAAUCCACUGUCGCUGUGUCCAGCCUCAAUUCUUCUUUCCAUGGCCAUGCUUGCCUUGAUGUAUCGAAUUUCGGGAAGAGCGGCGUGGAAAUGCAAAAGGGGAGGGUCACCACGUGCAUGGCCUGGGGCGGUACUCUUGCUGGCGUGAGGCUCGUCAUCCAGGGCAAGCAUUUGGAGUUGACUGAUGCCAUCAAGCAGUACGUGGAAGAGAAAGUUGGCAAUGCAGUCCACAAUCAGAGUGCUCUUGUAAAGGAAGUUGAUGUAAGAAUGUCCGUCCGAGGCGGUGAAACAGGGCGCGGUGAAAGACUCCAAAGAUGUGAGGUUACGCUGUUUACCAAGAAGCACGGUGUUGUGAGAGCAGAGGAGGAGGCUGAAAGCAUGUAUGCGAGCAUCGACAGGGUUUCAGACGUCAUCUCAAGAAAGCUUCGGAAGAUUAAGGAAAAGGAUGGAGGCCACGGGCGCCCCGCCAAGUAUUCACCUCGCAUUGGGGAAGUCUUGUCUAACGAAGUUGUAGAUCUGGAUCCCAUUCUCGAGCGGAAGCCUGAUGAUUUACCUGACGAGGUGGUUCGUACGAAAUACUUUGAAAUGCGCCCAAUGAAGCCCCUCGAAGCUCUUGAACAACUGGUUAAUGUUGGCCAUGAUUUUUACGCCUUCCGAAAUGUUGAAAGCGGGGAGAUUAACAUCCUUUACAAGCGGACCCACGGGGGUUAUGGAAUAAUUGUACCCCGAAAUGAUGAGUCCUGGGAGGCUGGCAAUGGAGCAUCAAAAAUUAACUAGAAACGUCAGUGCCUAGAGUUCCACUGUAGAGUCAUUUCUGUGAAGAUCUAGUGUGGUCGAUUGUAAGCUUUUGUCCAGGGGGUUAACUUGCUAAGACUAGAGACUUAGAUCACAUCGUCGGAACUCACCGUAGGAAUUUUAUUUCUCUUGGUUCCCAGAUCUGCUUACAUCACAUUGCAUCUUGUAUCGUAUUCCACGGACUUCAACUUAUUCAGCCAACCUCAGAAUGUGCAGUUCCUCCAAAUAGAGAAAGCAUCGGGCUUUUCCCACUUAAAACCUCGCCGAAAUCUUGAAGAUACUGGCAGGAAGCAUUGUACACAAAGAAAAAUGGGAAAAAAAUGGAAAAAAUGAAAGUAUCACUUUUGGACAAAAACA